GUUCGCUGGGUUGAACCGGAAUAUUCUGCGGAAUAUUCUAUCGGCUCGGCUGCGGCUAAUAGUGGCUCGGCUUAGCGGCUCGGCUUACAAGGGAAUAUUCUCGGGAAUAUGCUUCGGCUCGGCUGGAGGCUUGGCUUGAGGCUCGGCUCGGCUCGGCUUAACGGCUCAAAUAUGGCGCGCGUGUGGCUCAGUCGUCGUCUACCUCUGGGCGCGUGGCUGCGCGUGGUCAAACAGUGCAGAAUCUUCAGGCGGCGCGUGUGGGCUACCUCCGUCUCCGAUCAAGCUGAUUUUUGCGGUAGUGAGUUCUUCUGGAUGAUCUCUACACUGUGGAAUGAUCAAAACUUGUUUAUGACAACUUUGAAAAUUCGGAUAUCUCCCAAAAACACUUCUGUUUUCUGACGAACGGGGCUCUGAUACCAAUUGUUGGUGGGAGAAACCACUUGUGGUGGCUUUGAAACACUCGGAGGGGAUAAAACACACUGUUUUAUUUCAAGAAACAAAUAGCUUACAAACACAAAAGCUUAACAAUACACGCCCUCUCUCUUUCUCUCUAGUGUUUCUCUCUACUCUCUCCACACAUAAUAGCAUAAGCUCAGCUUGCUAUUUAUACACGAAUUCAAAACAAGAUAAUUCAACCUUCAAGUGUGAAGGCGGCUGGCGGCCAAUGGUGUGAAGGCGGCUGGCGGCUGCGGCUGGUGGCUGGCGGCUGGUCGGUCACAGCUGGUGGCUGGCUGGCCGGUGGUUGCCUUCCUUGACCUUCUAGAUUGAUUGAGUUUAAUACAACAGAAAUUGGGAAAGAUAUAGUGGGAAAAUGCAAGCAAAUUCCUUUGGCAGUGAUUAACUUGGGGACUCAACUGUAUGGUAAAACUGAUGAAAAAGAGUGGAAAUCGGUGAGAGAUAGUGACAAGUGGGAGGAGAAGGGAGAUGGUAUUUUACCUGCUUUGAAGAUAAGUUAUCAACGACUGCCGACUCACUUGAAAAGAUGCUUUCUUUAUUCUUCCAUUUUUCCAAAAGAUCAUCUCUUCUCGGAUCUUGAAUUGGUGCAAUUUUGGAUGGCGCAUGGACUCAUUCAAUCAUCAAAUCCAAAUGAAAACUUGGAAGAUGUUGGCUUGCGUUAUGUGCGUGAGUUGAUCUCAAAAUGUUUCUUCCAAGAUUACGAGGAUUGGAUUUUUGGAGCUUUAUUUAAAAUGCAUGACUUAAUGCAUGAUCUUGCAUCAUCAUUGGCUCAAAAUGAGUGUUCAAUCAUAAGCUCUCAAAACCACCAAAUUUCCAAAACCACCCGUCAUUUGUCAAUUCUCGACUCUGAUUCAUUUUUUCAUCAAACUCUUCCCAAGUUCACAAAUAAAUUACCUCAUGUGCGGUCAAUACUCUUUGCAACUGGCCUAGAGGCUCCUAGAUGCAAGGCAGACUUUGAGAAAUGCUUGUCAGAAUUUAAACAUUUGCGGUCUUUAGAAUUAAUGGAUGGUUCUGAAUUUGAAGCUUUGCCUGAGAAGAUUGGUGCCUUGAAACAUUUGAGAUAUCUCAGUUUUGCUGGGUCAAAAAUGAAAAGACUCCCAAAAUCCAUUUUCAAAUUACAAAAUUUGCAAGCUCUGCUUGUAGGUGCAAAAGGAUUAGAAGAGCUGCCCAAAGAUAUGAGGUACAUGAUCAACCUUAGAUUUUUAUUUCUGGUCACUAAUCAGAAGCGGUUCCUAGAAGGUGGGAUUGGGUGCUUGGAGUGUCUUCAAACUUUAUUCAUUGUUCGAUGUGAAAAUCUCGAAUUUUUGUGCGACGAUAUGCAAGGUCUUAGAAGUCUUCGUAAAUUGGUUAUUGCUGGAUGUAAAAGUCUAAUUUCUUUGCCGCAAAGCAUGAAAUCCCUAACUGCACUGGAGGAAUUGUAUGUUUGCGAUUGUGAAAAGCUUAAUUUAAUGAUGACAGAGGAAGAGAAAGACAAAAAAAUUCAACCGCUUUCCCUUCGGAUUGUAUUUUUUGGAUGGUUAACAACAACAAUUACACUACCAAAACAGCUUCUUGAAGGAUCUACGGACUCCUUACAAACAUUUAUCAUCGGAGAUUGUCCAAGCAUUAUAGAAUUGCCAGAGUGCGUCAGCAAUUUAAAGAAACUUCAAAAACUACAGAUCAGACAUUGUCCAAGGUUAAGCAAAAGGUGCCAAAGAGGAACGGGAGAAGAUUGGCCCAAGGUCGCUCAUAUCCCAAGAAUCGAGGUUGACCUUGAUGACAGCUAAUUAGGGUGAGAUUCACACGGAACUCCUUUAGCUUUACCCAGAGCAAAAGAACAAGACAGGCUUUCACUGGUGUUUUUGCUGAUGGUUAUUCGGAGACUUCAAUGUAUCCGGUGUUGUUGCUGAUAAUUUAGUUUGUUCCAAUAAAGAUGAAGAACGUUUUCUGGAAUUUCCAUUAUCUAUGUGCUUUCCUCGGAGUUCCUGCUAGUAAAUUAUUCGUUGUUGCUACGAUUUCCAAUUCUUGUGCCCUGGCCUAAUUGCUUACGAUAUUCCCGCAUUUGUUCUUGAUGUUACCUGCAUUCAGUUUAUUUGCUGAUCACGAAGUUUGCUCUCUCGUUGUUGAUCUUUGGUUUGGUUUCUUGAGCAAAUGUAAAAGUUAUUUCAUAUAUUCAAGCAACCAUGCCAUGGAAGCUACCCAACCGGAAGGGCCAAAACACUCCACUAGUUUGUUAGCAUGACGGUCGAGAAAUAUGUGAAGAAGCUCAUUUGGACCAUCAAUCUCCAUUCUCUCCCGAUUCCCAGAUACGACCAUAUCUCAUAAUGUUCAUAUCCAUAUAAUUCGACAGCUGAUCUCAGGACACAGGCUGCCACUUCCAAACUGACAUGUUGGUUAGGGAACAUCAUCCAGUUCUGGUAAUGCAGCUUAAACCUGCAGCUUCUUGCGAGUCAUUUCAACUAAAAGAUGGUAAUAUGUCCCUUAUGCUCUGAAGAGGAAACACCACUAUUUUCACUAGAAGAGCAGAUGAUAAUAAUGUGGUGAAGUAUGAACAUGAACAAGAAUGACGUUAGAAUUUUUUUCUUCAAUGGCAGAUAGUUGAACGCUUUAGCCCAAAAUAUAUUUGCAGAGAUUCUACGCUUCAGCCCAAAUUUUUCAUCUAUUUAAGCUCAGCUUGUGGACUA
Messenger RNA from Populus trichocarpa (black cottonwood), 3119 nucleotides. RefSeq names its product disease resistance protein RGA2. NCBI's taxonomy places the organism in Eukaryota, Viridiplantae, Streptophyta, Magnoliopsida, Malpighiales, Salicaceae. The record is from RefSeq and is a predicted model, not a curated record. Bases 1053 to 2222 code for a protein of 389 amino acids. The transcript has 4 exons.